Messenger RNA from Exaiptasia diaphana, 2153 nucleotides. RefSeq names its product cubilin. Bases 199 to 1482 code for a protein of 427 amino acids. The record is from RefSeq and is a predicted model, not a curated record. NCBI's taxonomy places the organism in Eukaryota, Metazoa, Cnidaria, Anthozoa, Actiniaria, Aiptasiidae. The transcript is spliced from 7 exons.
GAUUUGAAUGGGAAGAAUCGCCACUGCGGCCGGUGUGGCAGCGCUUCAGAUAUGUUUUAGCCACAAACUCAUCGUUGUUAAAAGUUGAAAAAACAAAACAAUUAUAUGCAAGGAAUUAUCUUUCUGAAGAUUUGCAACUAAAAGAGAGACAGAAAUCUGUAUUUCUUGCUCAGUUUUAAUACAUGUAGUCUGCCCGCCAUGAGGUCGUGUUAUGGUCGACGAACUGUUUACCAGCUUCUGCUUCUGUCUGGACUAAUUAUUAUAUUACGCAGUGAACACGUUUAUUCACUUACAGAGAAGAACUUUACUAAUGUUAGCGGAACGAUAAGGCCUGAACUAGUUGAAGGACRGUAUGAGAACAACCUACACUUGGUUUAUAAUGUGAAAGUGCCAAGCGGAAAAAGGACGAAGCUGAUUUUCAACACAACGUUUGAUGUUUCAGGUGCAAUGCCAAACUGCAGUCAAGAUUCCUUAGAAAUAUUUGUUGGAUGUCAAAAGAAGUCACUUGGGAAAUUUUGUGGAGGGUCAAAGCCAUUGGACAUCUAUUCUAAGGAUGAAUGCAUAACACUUGUAUUCAAGUCAGACUGUAAUAAAACUGGUAAAGGAUUUGAAGCUUUUUAUUCAUCAUUUGACAAGGGAUCUUCAGUCAGCAACAACAGCGCAUGCAGGUUAAUUAGUGAUUUAUUUAGUAUUGUAUUGCUGAAGGGACUGGGAACUGAUCAUAGAGUAGCAAUAUAUUUACUCUGGUUCAGUGAGCAUUCACAACUUUCCAUACGCAGGUUCAGUGACAACGAACAAAGCGUUGAACCGAGGAAUUACAAUAUGAUAUCACCAACCAUAGACUCUUCAAAUUCUCUUUGUUUAAAUAAUAUUGAUUGUCAAACUCAAAAAUCUUUCAUUUUUAGUAAUUUGAMYCAGAGCAMUGUGGGUAAUUUCUUUUCRCCUCUCUGGCCAAACCAUUACUCUCCAAACUUGACGUGUGUUUGGAAACUGACCAUACCCAAUGGCUACAAGUCCAGGAUUUACUUCAUGAACCUCCGCAUUGAAGACAAUAAUGCAUGCAACCCUCWCAGCUUAGUGGAUGACUAUGUGAGAAUAGAAGCAUUCAAUGGGAAAAGCAAUGUUACUGUAGAGCGGCGAUUGUGUACRCAAUAUAGCGAUAAAACGUUCUUUGUCAAUGUUGAUGAAUAUCCUGUUGUYUAUGUGGCAUUCGUCUCUGAUAAAGAUAGUGUCGCAGUGGAACAGACAGGUUUUGCAGCUGGAUUUAUGUCAUACAAGCCUGGCGAUACAGUUGGUGACUACACGUGUGGUGAGAUAUCUGUGCCAUCCACGCCCAAUACAACCUCAGUGCCCAGUACAACCUCAGUGCCCUCUACAACCUCAGUGUCCACUCGUAAUCCAAGCGGCAAUGCGAUGCAAUCAUCAAUAUCUGGUGUGUUGAUCGUGAUAUUUUCGCUUUUGGCUGCUCUCUUCCAUCAGUAGCUUGAUGUGGCAUUGGUUACCACGAUUGAUCUUAAAGAUAAUAUGAUAGUUGGACUGUUUMUCGCCAAUCUAUUUCCUCAUUUACUACGGCCUGCUGGCUAUGUUAGAAUGCCUUUGAACCAAAUGUGGGCUCCCUGUGUAAUUUAAUUCUAGUAGAUAAAGGGCUCGCCAUUUGACUUUUGCAGGAUUGAUGCAGGAGAUUUAUAUUUCAAAUGAUCUACCCCUCCCUCAAAAAUCAAAUGGUUAGUCCCUUAACCAGUAUGUAGUUGCACCAUAAUGCUGUACAAAGAUGAAAUGAGAAAGUCGACUAAAUGACAAAUGUAUAAGCCAAACCAACGAUAAUAUGUGCAGACAGCAUAUCUAUAUUGCUAGCUGUAUAAAGACCUAUGUGCAUCCUUUUUUGCCAAUAAUCCAUUGCUGAAAGCUGCUUUCUGAUUGGUUCAAAGAUGUGAGAAAAUCGCGCAAAGGUUCACGGAUGCACGUGGGACUUUAAACACUUAGAAGAAACAUUAAUUGCACGGUAAAUUGUURUUUAGCUACAAAAUAUAGUUAAACAAAGACCAAUACUAGAGUAAUAUAUAAAAAUUUAUUUUGGUUUUCAUAAAGCCAUAAAAGCGCUUAACAGAUAUAUUAAUAAAACAUCUCCAGGUUACUAGACCUUACUAGUUGAA